Molecule: messenger RNA, 831 nt
Organism: Arabidopsis thaliana (thale cress)
Lineage: Eukaryota; Viridiplantae; Streptophyta; Magnoliopsida; Brassicales; Brassicaceae
Gene: MLP168
Product: MLP-like protein 168
Exons: 2
Coding region: 67-522 (151 amino acids)
Biological process (GO): defense response
Source: RefSeq, marked reviewed
AAAGGGACUCACUCAUUCUCAUAACAAUUCCCUUAACUCUAUCUCUAGGUGACUUAAGAGUAAAAAAUGGUAGAGGCAGAGGUUGAAGUAGAUGUGGAAAUCAAAUCUACGGCUGAUAAGUUUUUCAUGUUCUCUAGAAGAUCACAACAUGCCUCCAAAGCCACUCGCUAUGUACAGGGAUGUGAUCUGCUCGAAGGCGAGUGGGGCGAAGUUGGAAGCAUACUCUUGUGGAAAUUAACUGUUGAUGGAGAGCCAAAAGUGUCAAAGGAUAUGAUUGAGGCGAUUGAUAUGAAGAUGAAUAUGAUCCAGUGGAGGGUGUUAGAGGGACCUCUGAAGGAAGAGUACAAUAUUUUCUCGAAAACGAUGAAAGUAAGCCCUAAGCAAGGAGGGUCUGGAAGUGUGGUGAAGUGGAACUUGAAGUAUGAGAGAAUUGAUGAGAAGGUGGCUCACCUAGAGAGGCUCCUUCAGUUCUUCGUCGAAUGUGUUAACGAGAUUGACCAAUACCUAUUGUCUGAGGGUUAGGGACUUUUCUCCCUGGCUUAUGUGUGGGAGAGUUAUUGUAUGCGUACGUGUAAGGACUCUUCUUGUGUUUUAUAUGUCUUUCUCAAUAAUGUGAUCUCUUGCGAUUUAGAAGAGAGGUAUGCAAGUGUGCUAUACAUGAUGUAUAAUACAUCAUGCCUUAAGUUGGAAGUUGUAUAACAUUUUAAGUUGCUUAUGAGUUUCUCAUAUAUGUAUGGUGUGUUUGUUGGUUGAAAAACCAUAUUAUAAUGCAACGAUACCAUGUUUUUUUAUCUCCUUGUGUUUAGUUUUUUUUUUGUUUGCUAAAUCACC